Messenger RNA from Trifolium pratense (red clover), 1515 nucleotides. RefSeq names its product patatin-like protein 1. Lineage: Eukaryota; Viridiplantae; Streptophyta; Magnoliopsida; Fabales; Fabaceae. Gene Ontology annotation, molecular function: monoacylglycerol lipase activity; glycerophospholipase activity. Gene Ontology annotation, biological process: lipid metabolic process. Bases 78 to 1286 code for a protein of 402 amino acids. The record is from RefSeq and is a predicted model, not a curated record. The transcript has 7 exons.
CAUCAAGUUCUCCAUCCAUAAUCACACACAUAAAGUCCUAUUUGUUUAAUUGUAAUAUUUUUCUAUAACAUAUAUCAAUGGCAAGUACCCCCAUAUCUUACCAAGAGAUUAAGCCUGUGAAUUUCAUUACUGUUCUUAGCAUUGAUGGUGGUGGCGUCAGAGGAAUCAUUCCUGGUGUUAUUCUUGAAUACCUUGAAUCUCAACUUCAGGCAAUAGACGAUAAUACGGAUGCAAGGAUUGCUGAUUAUUUUGAUGUAAUUGCUGGGACAAGUACAGGUGGUCUCAUUACUGCCAUGUUAGCAACUCCUAAUCCAAAGGAUAACCGUCCUUUAAUGGCUGCCAAAGAAAUUGUUCCAUUUUACCUUAAAAACUUGCCAUUUAUUUUUCCACAGAAAAGUGGAAUAUUUGCGCCACUGCUAAACAUAACAAAAGCUUUGACUGGAGCUAAGUACAACGGAGAGUAUCUUCACAAGUUGAUAAGAAAUUUGACGGAGGAUACACUUUUAAGCCAAACUUUGACAAACAUUGUUAUUCCAUCUUUUGAUGUUGAGAAACUUCAACCCACCAUUUUCUCAUCCUAUCAGAUUGAUGCCGAGCCAACUUUGGAUGUACCACUAGCCGAUAUUUGCAUAGCUACAUCGGCUGCACCAACUUAUUUGCCAGCUCACUAUUUCGAAAAGAAAGACGACCAAGGGAAAGUCAUCAAAGAAUAUAAUCUUAUCGAUGGUGGCGUGUGUGCUAACAAUCCGACUAUGGUUGCAAUAAGAGAAGUGACCAAGGAUAUGAUAAGGCUAGGGAAAAGUGGGAAUGGUAUAGGGUAUGAUCGUUUCAUUGUGAUCUCAAUAGGGACAGGAUCAAACAAGAGUGAAAGAAAGUACAAUGCAAAAAUGGUGGCUAAAUGGGGUGCUUUGACUUGGUUAUUCAAUGCUGGUGCAACUCCAAUUCUUGAUUGUUUCAAUGAAGCAAGCACUGAUAUGGUUGAUUACCAUAACUCUGUUCUUUUUACUGCACUUCAGUCUCAAGACAACUACCUUCGAAUUCAAGACGAUACAUUACAAGGGGACGUAGCUUCUGUAGAUAUAUCUACUAAAGAGAAUUUGAAUAAUCUGGUUAAAGCUGGUGAGAAUUUAUUGAAGAAAAAAUUUACUCGAGUGAAUCUAGAUACAGGUGUAUUUGAAACAGUCCCAGAUAAAGGCACCAUUGAAGAAGAACUCACAAGGUUUGCUAAGUUACUCUCUCAUAUAAGAAAAGAGAAAAUUGCCAAGUCCAAGUCAAAUGGCAAGUAAAUGAUCAACACAAGAUUCAAUAUGUCAAUAGAUUGUUAAAGCUCUACCUAUCUUUUAAUUUUCUUAAUUAAUAGUUUUUGUAUGAUGCAAGUGUGUAAUAUUAAAUUUUACCUUAAAAGUGAAUAAGUGGAGUGACCGGAAUUCGAAUUUCGUCUCCUAUAUAGUGCGUAACAUUUUCUGUUGUGAAUGAAAUAAAUGAUAUUUUCAAAGUUAAGAAGAAUUCUAGAAA